AUGCGAGGCGGUGGGAUCGACAUCGGCCGGGCGCUGCUCGAUGCGGCCCUGAGCUCGCCGCUGUACAAGGCGGUUCUCGUGCCGCAGGCACAGCGCACGAUGGUAGAGACCGCUGAACGGAACGGCGUGCCUUGGCGCGACGCGCUCGACUGGAUCAAGGCGCGCGGCCCUUGGCGUCUCAGCGAGGACGAUUCGGCUGUGGCGAUCCCAGAGUACUACCGGAGGCCUUUUCACGCCUACGAGCAGGGCAACCUGUGCUGGGACGCCGCGUGGGAGGGCGAGAUCGCAUCGCGCGCCGCCUUCCGCGGCGCCUUUGACGAGGCGCUCGCCUCGCUCGGCGCGGAGUGUCCGGCCGGCGGCUCCCUCGUCGACCUCGGCUGCGGCUCUGGCAUCUCGACUCGCCGGCUGGCCGCGGCGCACCCGCAGGCGGGCUCGGUCGUCGGCGUCGACCUGUCGCCUCACUUCCUCGCCGUCGGCCGGCGGCUGCUGGAGCUAGAGGAGGAGGAGCGCCGUCGGUGGGUGCAGCCCCUCGAGCCUGACGGCCGCAUCUCGCUCCUGCACGCCGACGCCGCAGCCACCGGCCUGGCCGCCUGCUCGGUGGACGUGGUGCAGUUGUCCCUCGUGAUGCACGAGCUGCCGCCCGCCGCUGCGGGAGACAUCUUCGCCGAGGCGCACCGCAUCCUCCGCCCGGGCGGACAGCUCUGGGUCACAGAGAUGGAC
This is a messenger RNA of Emiliania huxleyi CCMP1516, 720 nucleotides long. RefSeq lists its product as hypothetical. NCBI's taxonomy places the organism in Eukaryota, Haptophyta, Isochrysidales, Noelaerhabdaceae. Gene Ontology annotation, molecular function: S-adenosylmethionine-dependent methyltransferase activity. The record is from RefSeq and is a predicted model, not a curated record. The transcript has 2 exons. The annotation marks the transcript as partial.